UCAUCACUCAGUGUUCAUCCAAAUUAAAGCAGUAUCAGCGUUGGCAUAGAAAAAUACCAGAACGAGAGACAAUCAGUUUGAAAUACAGACCACAACCCCGGGCAUUUCUUGGUUCGCUAUAAGGAUCACGUCUUUUUCAAAAUAGCAUGGCUCUCCCAGACAAUGCAAGUUCUUUCAGAUAUGGGGAAGAACAUCCCCCAUUUCCAGACAUCAUAGAGCUCAACGUUGGUGGGCAGGUUUAUAUUACUCGCUACCCUACUUUGAUUAGUGUCCAUGGUUCACUUCUGUGGGAGAUGUUUUCUCAAACAAAUGCCCGCCCCUUGGCCCGGGACAACAAAGGUCGAUAUUUCUUAGAUCGGGAUGGUUUCCUUUUUCGAUAUAUAUUAGACUAUAUGAGGGAUCAACAGUUGGUACUCCCAGACCAUUUCCCAGAGAGGAGUAGACUUCAGAGGGAGGCAGAGUACUUCAAACUUCCAGAACUGGUCAAGAUAUUGGCACCAAAAUUAAGCAAGCAAAACUCUGUAGGAGAUGAUGCAAGUGACUCUGAAGAGCAGUCUCCUAAUGUAGAGUUCACAAGGAACCUGUCAUCUGUGAGUGCCACCCUUGCUGUUACUUCAGGUAAUUCAUCUACCAUACAAGACCUCCGUCGCUCUGGUUUUAUUACCAUAGGUUACAGGGGCUCUUACACGCUGGGCAGAGACAGUCAAACAGAUGCCAAAUUCCGACGGGUUGCAAGGAUUAUGGUAUGUGGCAAGACCUCCCUGGCUAAAGAGGUAUUUGGGGACACACUGAAUGAGAGCCGUGAUCCUGACAGGCCCCCUGAACGGUAUACAUCUAGAUACUACCUGAAGUUCACCUUCCUGGAGCAGGCUUUUGAUAGGCUAGCAGAUGCUGGUUUUCACAUGGUUGCCUGCAAUUCAACUGGAACCUGCGCCUUUGGUCAUGAUCAAACAGAUGACAAGAUCUGGACAUCUUACACUGAAUAUGUUUUCUACCGUGAGUGAUACAGUAAAAUAUUAUUACUCCCCUCUUAUCCUCUGCCUUUUGCCCCACCUUGUGUAGAAAUAGACUUUAUAUCAUCC
Molecule: messenger RNA, 1082 nt
Organism: Spea bombifrons (plains spadefoot toad)
Lineage: Eukaryota; Metazoa; Chordata; Amphibia; Anura; Pelobatidae
Product: BTB/POZ domain-containing protein KCTD12-like
Exons: 2
Coding region: 147-1004 (285 amino acids)
Biological process (GO): protein homooligomerization; regulation of G protein-coupled receptor signaling pathway
Molecular function (GO): protein binding
Source: RefSeq, a predicted model, not a curated record